Messenger RNA from Linum tenue, 327 nucleotides. Lineage: Eukaryota; Viridiplantae; Streptophyta; Magnoliopsida; Malpighiales; Linaceae. The record is from the annotation of a GenBank genome assembly.
AUGGUGGCCCACGAUGAUGGAGAAGACUUGUGUGGAUUCGAGCAACAACCAUCAACAAAUCUGGCAGACAAUAACUCCAGCAGUCAAAUUGUUGCUGGUCUCGACAUAUCAACUUCCAGAAAAACACUUCUCAACGGGGCUGGCACCUCUUCCAGCACAGGAGAAGGCAAACUACGCAUAUCGAAAGCCGUCCCCAGCAGGCUACAGAUACUGAAACUCUCUUCCCCUACUGGGUUAAGCUCUCCAUCGGCCAAAUUCAAGCAGAUCGUAGAGGGAAGAGACGAAAUGUCCCGUACAGUCCCUUCAUCAACCACAUCGUUUGUUUGA